AUGUAUAAAUGCACUAACAGACUUGUCAUUCGAUCCAUUCACUUGACUCCACUAUCAGCAACGAGUUGCAUGAUAAAGCGCAGUUACAAUAGCAGCAUUGGCUUUGGCGAUCCCUCUUCGUCUCCCACUGCGUCGUCGCCCAAUGGCUUAUCAGAUUGGCAGCAUCAUUUGGAUUCCACCCUAGUUUCAGAUCCCAGAACAAUUGUCAAGCAUUUGAAUGAAUACGUAAUUGGACAAAACAGAGCCAAAAAGACGCUUGCCGUUGCAGUGUUUAAUCAUUACAGCAGAGUGAGAUCCAACUUGCGAAGUCAGCUUGAACAGCAACAGCAGCUGGAACAAGAGCAAUACGACCAAGAUAAACCGCAUGCUGAGCAUCACCACCCUACUUUGCCUAGUGAUGCCUCCUCCCUUCAAAGCGUGGGACUCGACCUAGUACCUGCAGAAAGAAUUGGUUCAAAUGGAGAUUACCAACAACAACAACAACAACGACAACAACAACAACAACAACAACAACAACAACAACAACAUCGUCGUAAUUGGGAAAAUCCACCUACCACGACUUUACAUGCCACCUCACGCACCAAACCGCACGAAUCAAUCAAGAAGCAAAUUGCACCCCCAUAUGAUGCCGCAACAGUCUACGAAAAGAGUAAUGUCAUGCUUAUUGGACCUACUGGCUCAGGAAAGACAUUGCUGGCUAGAACGCUGGCUCAGAUACUGCAAGUCCCCUUCUCCAUGUCGGAUGCAACACCCUUCACGCAAGCAGGCUAUGUGGGUGAAGAUGUCGAAUUGGUAAUACAAAGGCUACUUCAGUCCUGCGAUUAUGAUGUCAAGCGUGCUGAAACGGGCAUUGUAUUUAUUGAUGAAAUUGACAAGAUUUCGAGAAGAUCAGAUGCCAUGUCUGCUUCACGAGAUGUCUCUGGUGAAGGCGUGCAACAAUCCUUGUUGCGCAUGUUGGAGGGCACUAUCGUCAAUGUCACGGACAAAGGGGCAAGCAAUAGUAGCAGCGGUAGCUCACAAAACAACAGCAGUCGACGUGGUGGAUUACCAGGUAGCUCCAUAGGCAUCGGCCCGUCUGGAGGCAGUGGAGCAGGAGGAGGAGGAGUAGGAGGGGGAGGGGGAGGAGUGGGUAGUGGCAGCAGUGGUAGUGGACAUGGCCCCAGUGGUAAAGGAGAGACGUAUACAGUUGAUACUAGCAACAUUUUGUUCAUCCUCAGUGGUGCGUUUGUGGGAUUAGACAAGACGAUUCAAGAUAGAAUGAACAAAGGCUCGAUUGGAUUCAAUGCCAUGAUGAGAGCUCUUGAUGAAGACGCGAUUGAAAUUGCACCAAGCCAACCAGGUGGAAAAAAGCAACUGAUACAUCCCUUGAGUUUAACAGAACCAGCAGAUCUUGUCAAGUACGGCUUAAUCCCAGAGUUCGUGGGCAGAUUACCUGUGAUUGCAUCCGUGGAGAAUCUGACAAUAGACGACCUAGUUCGAGUACUCACUGAACCAAAAAACUCGCUGCUAAAACAAUACCAGGGCCUGUUUGCCUUGAGCAAGGUGAAUCUUCGAUUUAGCAAGGCUGCAUUACGAAAGAUUGCCGAAAUGGCGCUGGAAAAAAAGACAGGCGCUAGAGGAUUGCGCCGUAUUAUGGAAAACUUGCUACUAGAUCCCAUGUACGAUACACCCGCUUCAUGUGUUGAGCAAGUCAUUAUAGACAGCAAAGUCGUCUCUGGUGAUAAAAAGGCUAUUUAUUUGGGUAAAGAUCAAAAACAUCUCGGUGAUAAAAUCAUUGCAGCAGACGAUGACCUGGAUACAAAUGCAAAUGAGGGUUUACAGCAAGUGACAGUCGUGUAA
Messenger RNA from Mucor velutinosus, 1839 nucleotides. Its product is annotated as ATPase-activating ribosome biosynthesis protein. The record is from RefSeq and is a predicted model, not a curated record. Gene Ontology annotation, cellular component: mitochondrial matrix. The transcript has 5 exons. Gene Ontology annotation, molecular function: ATP binding; ATP hydrolysis activity. Bases 1 to 1839 code for a protein of 612 amino acids. NCBI's taxonomy places the organism in Eukaryota, Fungi, Mucoromycota, Mucoromycetes, Mucorales, Mucoraceae.